Molecule: messenger RNA, 573 nt
Organism: Caenorhabditis remanei
Lineage: Eukaryota; Metazoa; Nematoda; Chromadorea; Rhabditida; Rhabditidae
Exons: 5
Coding region: 1-573 (190 amino acids)
Biological process (GO): cilium assembly
Cellular component (GO): MKS complex
Source: RefSeq, a predicted model, not a curated record
AUGACCGGAGAAAGUGUAGUGUUAUCUUCGUUUUCCUACCGUGGUACUGACAACCAAAUAUUCAUUGAUCUACCUUUUGAGUGCGGUCUAAAAGGAAACAGCCCUUUUAUGUGGCCUCGCAUAGUUCUCAAUUGUUUUACAAAGGAUACUUCUGGAAAAGAUUGUGUUGUUGGAUAUGGAGUUUUACCAGUUCCUUCAGAACCAGGACAGCAUAUUCACCGAGUUCACUGUUUUAUGCCUGAGUCAUCAUCAAUUGUGCAACGAAUGAUUGCCAAACUUCGUGGUGUGACUGCAGAGUUUGUGGAUCCAUUGUUACCGGCGAAUUCCGAUGGGAGAUACGCUUGUCGGACAUCAACAAGAGGAUAUGUUGACCUGGAGAUCAACGUCAGCAUCAAAAGUUCUGAAACCGGAUAUCGAUUUGCUCCAGGUGCCACUGAAGCCAGAAGCAAUAAUAACAGCAUGAAUGUCCCAUCCUCAAUCGCUGAUCUUGCUGGAAUCGUUGCGGCUGGAAAUGAGCCCAGUGAACUUUUUAGUGUUGACGAGGAAAACGAGGAGUUGGUCUCAAAGAAUUGA